UACCUCACCACGGACCAAGCGCACCCCGGUCAUAACGCCGAUUCAACGGACAACAGGCACAGCAACAACUAACAAUCCUGCGGCAGCAAUCCAGUUCUCCUUCUUCCAAUAUUUGAAAUAAAAUUAUGGCUCUCUUACUCCGGAAAACAUGGAGAUUUAUCUUCUCCUCUUCACGCUUACCUCCUCUUUCACCAUCCGCAGCUCGAGAAUUCCGUUCAGAUGCGGCUCUAGAAGCCAUAUCAAAAGCAAAUGAAGAAAAAACCCCAAUCGCUGUGCUCUAUAACUACCCCUCUUUUUCCGGUGCUUUCUCCGCUUUAUUUGCUCACCUUUUUCACUCUCGUCUCAAUCUCCCUUGCCUCAUCUUGCCUUUCUCAUCCGUCGAACCCUUCAGGGUUGAAGAUUUCAGAAUUGAAGGGCUUGAGAGAUGUUACCUUCUUGAUUUUAUCGGUCCACGUGGAUUUGCUUCAACUCUUUCCCGCCAAUCAAAUUGCCAGGUAAUUUGUUUUGAUCAUCGAAAAUCGGUGCUUUCAAGGGUGCAAUCGAAAGAGGAUUGUGGGGAGAAAGUUAGUUUUUCUGUUGACGUUGAGAAGAGUAGCUCCACUUCUGUCUACGAGUACUUCUCGAAGAAGAUUCUAGAUAACAAUGGGGGAGUUGAGGGAUUAUUGAAAGCGGAAGAUCAAGAUCGUGUUGAAAUGGUUCUCGAGUACAUUGAAGAUAUGGACCUUCGACGGCGGAGUUUAACGGAUAUUAGAGCUUUUAAUGUUGGAAUUGGUGAAUGGCGCUCCAAGUUUAAUUAUGUCACCAACCCGUACAUGUUUGAAGAGCUGCUGGAGAUAAGUCCUGUUGAUAUAAUUGAGAAAGGAAAUUCAUAUAUUUCAUCGCGAUGGACUGCUGCUAGUAAGUUGAUGGAUAAGGUUUUUAAAGUUCGAUUGGGUCGAGGAGUUUAUGGAGAGUGCCUGGGAGUUAGAGCAGAUGGCAAUUCUCAUUUAAGUGAUGAAAUCGGCAAGGAACUUAGUGUAAAAAGUGCUGCAGCUGGUCUUAGGCCCAUAGGAGUUGUUGUGUACAUGCUACGAAAUGAUCUUAAGAUGUGCCUGAGGAGCAUUGAUAGUGCUACCGAUACCUCUGAAGUUGCAAAGGCAUAUGGAGGAGGUGGCUCACCAAGUUCCAGUUCCUUUAUAAUAAGGAUGGAUGAGUACAAUCAGUGGCUUUCAGUUAAUGCAUUGUGAUCACAUUCACUCGAAACUUGCAUCAGAAGAGCAACAAAGCUAGUUUACUGGACAACCAGCAACUAUUAUGCCCUUGGCUGUUUGACAAGAUGCCAGUUCAGUGUUCACCAUUUGCACCCCACCAAGUAGAACUUUUGUUUUCUAUGCCAACUGAGAAGUAAACAAGCAUUACCAUGAAAGUCACCCCAGCAUCCAAUGCUGCUGAAAGAACAUAAUUGUGCCACUGCCACCACUGCAUCUGUAACGGAAGAUGAAGAAAUUGAAAAUUGUUCCAACCAUGAUCCAGGCAUUGUGCGUUAAUGGUGUAGCCAGCGGCAUCAUUGCAGUUGACCCUAGAAGGACUGGAAGGUUAAUUAGGGGAGUCCAAGAUUGCUUGGGGAAUGAUUUGUGCAACAGCCAAACUAUAA
Populus euphratica (Euphrates poplar) is the source of this 1633-nucleotide messenger RNA. RefSeq names its product heat shock protein. Lineage: Eukaryota; Viridiplantae; Streptophyta; Magnoliopsida; Malpighiales; Salicaceae. The record is from RefSeq and is a predicted model, not a curated record. Bases 126 to 1226 code for a protein of 366 amino acids. The transcript is spliced from 8 exons.